CCCCCACUCAGGUGUUGUAUUGUAGCCUGUAGCCAAGAUGGCGUCCAGAAGUCGUUCGCUCGCCCCUAAACUCUUCCAGCGUUUCCUGCAGGUUUGUGAGCAAUGGCCUGUUGACAAGAGCAGGGUGGGAAGAGAUCUUGGCGCACAUAUUAAGGAGAACUUUGGUGCUCACUUAAAAGAGAACAAACUAAAUGCCAAAGAUGCAGAGAGAAUGCUUGAUAGUCUGGUUAAGAUCAGCUCAAACUACUACAGAGAAAAGUACCCAAGGGAAAGGAACACAGCAUUUACCACAGAUGUAGCCAAAGAAGCAGGUUAUGUACUAUCUACAGAGUACCAAAAUCAAGUCCGGGAUAAGAAAAGUUUCUGGGAUAGAUUGACCAACAGGAAGAAGAUCUGGGACGACAAGUGAAUCAUCCUUUACUAUAAUUGUACAAUAGUGUAAAUAGAGAAGGGAAUUUUUGUUUACUACAACAGAAAAAAAAUGGGUUCAAACUUUAAGAAAAAUUCUGUAUGUCAAUGGCAUUUUAUACUUGUGCCCAUUUAUAAACAAGGAAAAUAAGUUGUAUGUUUGAAUUGGAAUUGUAUGCUGUGAUAAGUAGUUUUGAAUGAACUCCUUUGCUGGAACUCUGUUUUAUCCCUCGCAUUAAAUAUAUCAAUAACCUGUGGCCAGGAAUUAACUGCGAAUGAGUUAUCAUAACAAGCGGACCAUGUGGAAUGAUUAUUAUAACUUGAAUCACCACCAAGUCAAGUGUCUAGGAGCCCCAGACAGUGCCACCAUAUUGUAUGUAAUCAAUAUUAAAGAGAGAUCUCUAAAAAUCA
This is a messenger RNA of Nematostella vectensis (starlet sea anemone), 819 nucleotides long. RefSeq names its product ubiquinol-cytochrome-c reductase complex assembly factor 2. Gene Ontology annotation, biological process: mitochondrial respiratory chain complex III assembly. The transcript is spliced from 4 exons. NCBI's taxonomy places the organism in Eukaryota, Metazoa, Cnidaria, Anthozoa, Actiniaria, Edwardsiidae. Gene Ontology annotation, cellular component: mitochondrial matrix. The record is from RefSeq and is a predicted model, not a curated record. Bases 38 to 409 code for a protein of 123 amino acids.